GCCAGGACUAGUCCAUAGGUCUCGCUGUGUGAGCCAAUGGAAGGACGACCCGGCUCAGCCAGUCGUCUCUUCUCGUUUCCACUCGACAGCGAUCAUGGACUGCAAUGGUGUCCUUCCCGAAGACACUAACUUGUGUUAGUGUAGCCAUUUCAUUUGACGUUGAACUGAAGGAGUGCACGGAGCGGUCUGUCUGUCUGGAGCAGUCAUGGGGGAACUGGAAGGUUCGUACCGGGUCAUCCAGACGCCUGGCACCCGGCUAGGGGCACCGUUUAACGCGGGCAUCAGCACCCUGGAGGCAGGGCAGGCUCUGUCGGCCAACAUGUCCGCUGCGGGGAAGAACUACGGCAGAGGACUGCAAAUGCGAGUGGUGGGCUUGGACGACUCCCAGGAGUUUUACGACAUGGAGACGAAGUCUCUUGGUCAGUCUCUGCUGUCGGAGGUCUUCCAGAGAGGCAACCUCAUCGAGAACGACUACUUUGGGCUGGAGUUCCAGAACACGCAGAUGAACUGGGUGUGGUUGGAGCCCAUCAAGCCCAUCGUGAGACAAGUCAGAAGACCGGCCAACACGCUCUUCAGGCUGUCGGUCAAGUUCUUCCCCCCCGACCCCGGACAGAUCCAGGAGGAGUACACCAGGUACCUGUUCUCCCUGCAGAUGAAGAGGGACCUCAUGGAGGCCAGGCUGCUGUGCACCGAGAACACAGGCGCUCUGCUGGCCUCGCACCUCGUUCAGUCGGAGAUCGGGGACUAUGACGAGCUGGGGGAUCGGGACUACCUGAGGCUGAACACCCUGUUGCCCUACCAGGACAAGGUCCAGGACCGCGUCAUGGACUUCCACCGGAGACACUUGGGACAGACUCCGGCGGAGUCCGACUUCCAGGUUUUGGAGAUCGCCCGCAAGCUGGAGAUGUACGGAGUCCGGUUCCACCCGGCGUCGGACCGCGAGGGCACCAAGAUCAACCUGUCCGUGGCCCACAUGGGCCUCCAGGUGUUCCAGGGAAACACGAGGAUAAACACCUUCAACUGGUCCAAGAUCCGCAAGCUGAGCUUCAAGAGGAAACGCUUCCUGAUCAAACUUCACCCCGAGGUUCAUGGGCCUCACCAGGACACCCUGGAGUUCCUGAUGGGCUCCCGGGACCAGUGUAAGAUCUUCUGGAAGAACUGCGUGGAGCACCACUCCUUCUUCCGCCUGCUGGACCAGCCGCUGCCCCCCACCAAGGCCAUCCUGUUCAGCAGAGGCUCCUCCUUCAGAUACAGUGGGCGGACUCAGAAGCAGCUGGUGGAUUACGUGAGGGACAGCGGCACAAAGCGGACCCCCUACCAGAGGAGAAACAGCAAGAUCCGGAGUUCGGCCCGGUCCCUGGCCUACGACAUGCCCAAACUGAACCUGUCCUUCAGCGACAGUCUGCGGGGUCCGGGGCCCAGGGCCUCGGCCUCGUCGCCUCUCUCCUACCAGCACUCCCUCCUCUCCAGCUCCUCCCUGCAGCGGUCGCCCCAGCCGCCCCUCCCCCUGCUGGGCCACGCCCCCGCGGCGCAGACCCCCCCGGCGCUGGAGCCCCGCCUCCGGCCCCCCCAGACCCACGGGCCGGCGCCGCCCAGCCCGCCGAGGGACGCCCCGGCCGCGGCCCCCGCCCCUUCGUCCCGCUGCGCUGUCCAAGGUGCCCCUAGCCUCCAGCUGAGUGUGGUAGAGAGUAGCACCCCCCCGCCGCAGACCCCCCACAACGGCGGCCAGCAGGGGGGCCGGAGGGGGGCGGGGCCGGGGGGGCGGGCGGGCGGGGGAGGGGGGGUGUCGGUGCGCAGCAUGGGCGUCCUCACGCCCGCCGCCUUCCAGGCGGAGAUGAUGCGCUCGGCGCCGGCGGCGGCGGCGGCGGCGCUCCCGCCGCUGCGCGUCAGCGAGGAGUUCAUCGACGACGACCCCGCCGAGAUCUCGUUCUACGGCGGCGCCGCGCUCCAGGCCUACGCCCUCGAGGGCCCCCUGGGGGCCCCCCCCCACGACGACGACGACGACAGCGUCGAUCGCUACGGUUACGGCGAGGAGGCGGGCCCCCACGGGGACGACCCCGGCGCGGCGUACAGCCUGGACGACCUCAGCGUGGGGGGCGGGCGCUACGGCGACGGGGGGCUGGGGCGCUCGGAGACGAGCUCGCUGGUCAACAACCGCUCGGAGUGCAGCUCGCUGGACCACCUGGGGGGGCUGAGCUCGGCGGGGGAGGGGGGGUACGGCGGCGCGGGGGGCUACGGCGGGUACGGCGGCGGGGGCGGGGGGGGGGACGCCGCCUCGCUGCGGCUGCCCGGCUCGGAGAACCCGUCGGGGGCCAGCUCGCUGGUCAACUUCCCGGCGUACUCGGAGCGCUCGGAGACGGGCUCGGCGGUCCAGUUCAGCGACCUGCUGGAGCAGCUGGAGCAGCUGAGCUACCCCCCCACCGCCACCGACGAGCCCCCCUCCUCCUCCUCCGACUCGGACGGCUCGGACUGGGGCUCGGACGGCGGUCUGCCCCCUGAGCAGAGCCUGUUCUACAGCAACCCGCUGACCGGCGCCGGCGGCAUCGACAGCUUCCUGCUGCAGUGCCACAGCCUGCAGGCCCUGGCGCUCGCCGAGCCCCCGGGCCCCGCGCCCCUGAAGAUGUACUCACAGGGGGCCCCUGGAGAUGUAGCUCACAGGGGGCCCUCCAGCCCCCCGUCCCCGUCCCCCCUGUCAGCUGAGAUGCUCCUGAUUGGCCGGCGCACGGCGGUGGACAGCCCCCAGCUGUCGCCCUUCAGCUCCAAGGACCCCCUAUGCCCCGCCCCGUCCUUCCAGAUGUCCACGCUCAGCCUCCCGGGCCACGCCUCCCCGCCCCCCCACGGCCCCGCCUCCCAGGUGGGCCCACGGCUAGAUGAGGAUGAGGAGGGGAGGAGGAAGCGGUACCCAGCUGAUAAAGCGUAUUUCAUCGCCAAGGAGAUCCUGACGACGGAGCGGACGUACCUGAAGGACCUGGAGGUCAUCACCGUGUGGUUCCGCAGCGCGGUCAUCAAGGAGAACGCCAUGCCCGAGGGCCUCAUGACGCUGCUGUUCUCCAACAUCGACCCCAUCUACGAGUUCCACCGCGGCUUCCUGAAGGAGCUGGACCAGAGGCUGGCCCUAUGGGAGGGGCGCUCCAACGCCCACGUGAAGGGCGACUACCAGAGGAUCGGGGACGUCAUGCUGAAGAACAUGACCGCGCUCAAGGAGUUCACGGGCUACCUGCAGAAGCACGACGAGGUGCUGACGGAGCUGGAGAAGGCGUCGAAGCGCGUGAAGAAGCUGGAGACGGUGUACAAGGAGUUCGAGCUGCAGAAGGUGUGCUACCUGCCGCUCAACACCUUCCUGCUGAAGCCCAUCCAGAGGCUCAUGCACUUCAAGCUCAUCCUGGAGCGGCUGAGCAGACACUACCCCCAGGACCACCCGGACCACCACGACUGCAGCGAGGCGCUGAAGGAGGUGGCGCAGAUCGCGGCGCAGCUCCAGAGCAGCCUGAUCCGUCUGGAGAACUUCCAGAAGCUGACGGAGCUCCAGAGAGACCUGGUGGGGGUGGAGAACCUCACCUCCCCUGGCCGGGAGUUCAUCCGGGAGGGCUGUCUGUACAAGCUGACCAAGAAGGGGCUCCAGCAGCGCAUGUUCUUCCUGUUCUCAGACAUGCUCCUCUACAGCAGCAAGGGCGUCACCGCCACCAACCAGUUCAAAGUGCACGGACAGCUGCCUCUGCACGGCAUGAUCAUCAUUGUGCUGGAUGCACCGGUGGACGAGAGUGAGAGCGAGUGGUCCGUCCCCCACUGCUUCACCAUCUACUCUGCCCAGCGCACGGUGGUGGUGGCGGCCAGUUCCAAGAUGGAGAUGUCCAAGUGGAUCGAGGAUCUGAACAUGGCCAUCAACAUGUCCAAGUCAUCCAACGACAAGUCGGACAUCUUCUUCGACGCGGGGUUGAGGGAUCGCUCCAACCGGUCCUCUGACGAGGUGUCGGUGGAGCAGGAGUCGGAGGACGAGAUGAGCUCCUCUCACGGCUCCCUGGACAAGCAGGCGCACCACCGCGCCAACACCACGCUGCACGUCUGCUGGCACCGCAACACCAGCGUGUCCAUGUCCGAUCACAGCCUGGCUGUGGAGGGCCAGCAGCCUCAUGCUAACGCACCCGCCUCCUCCACCCAGGGCCAGCAGCCUCAUACUAACGCACCCGCCUCCUCCACCUCCUCCUCCACCCAGGGCCAGCAGCCUUAUAGCAAUGCACCACCUCCUCCACCCAGCAGCCUGACACAGAUGUACGGCUCUCCGUCCGUCUCCCCCGAGCUGCCCCCCCGCUACCUUCUGGGCCAGGGGCAGCGACCCAACACCAUCACGCACGUGUGCUGGUACCGAAACCAGAACCUCUCGCUCACUGAUUACCUGCGCAUGACCCAGAACCAGCUGUCGGGGUACCUCUUGAGGAAGUUCAAGAACAGCAACGGCUGGCAGAAGCUGUGGGUGGUCUUCACCAACUUCUGCCUGUUCUUCUACAAGACCCACCAGGAUGACUUCCCAUUGGCCAGCCUCCCGUUGCUAGGCUACACGGUCAGCACCCCCGAGGAGUGCGACGGGAUCCACAAGGAGUACGUCUUCAAGCUGCAGUUCAAGUCCCACGUGUACUUCUUCAGAGCGGAGAGCGAGUACACCUUCGAGAGGUGGAUGGAGGUGAUCAGGAGUGCAGCUGGGAGGAUGACCCUCCUCGUUCCCAGAGUCCCCGCCGAGCUCAACAGGAAGUGACACGCCGAGCUCAACAGGAAGUGACACGCCCAGCUCAACAGGAAGGGAGCCGGACUGCUGGGGGUGAUGAAGGGAUCAGGGUGCAGGGGGACCCCCCGGACGACCAUAAAGACUUUGGAACCACUGGGCUCACCCACUGGGUGCCACCGCUGGCUGAAAGGACCCUGGGACGUUCUGAAGAAUACAUUCUACUCGCCUUGUGUAGAAUAAAUGAGUGUUUAUUCAGCUGUGUCCUGAGUGAGGUUUAUUCCCUCGUAAUCGAGGGGUUAGGGCGUGGUGUGUAUCGAGACGGUAAAAAGGCAAGUGUGAUACUCAGGCUGGAAGAAUAUGGAGGCAUAUUGGCGACGUCACUAAGCUUCUUAUUAUAUCGUGGGAGCAGCAUGCUAACGGGAGGUGGGCAUUUUGCAUGCUAAGAGACGGUUGGCAUAUUAGCAUGUUGCAUGCUAAGGGACGGUUAGCAUGCUAGCACGUUGCAUGCUAAGUGGCCGUUAGCAUGUUAGCACGUUGAAUGCUAAGUGGCGGUUAGCAUGUUAGCACGUUGCAUGCUAAGGGACGUUAGCAUGCUAGCACGUUGCAUGCUAAGUGGCGUUAGCAUGUUAGCACAUUGCAUGCUAAGUGGCGGUUAGCAUGUUAGCACGUUGCAUGCUAAGUGGCGGUUAGCAUGUUAGCACGUUGCAUGCUAAGUGGCGGUUAGCACGUUGCAUGCUAAGUGGCGUUUGUCAUGUAGAAUGGCGGGAGAGUUGGGCGCAGUGAGGAAGAGGAACAGAAGGUUGAGAGGAAGGUGCGAGGAGCACACCAGUGUCCUCGUUUAAGGGCAGAAGUGAAAGUGUGUUUAGAAAGUUAAAGUAUCGUCGACGGAAGAGGGAUCAGCAGAGUUGAGGGAGGGUUAAGGGAAGUAUUCAGGCCUGCUUCAGUCUGAAGUGGUGGAAAAUUGACUUGUUUUUUCUUACCGUUGGAUUAUUUUCCGACGGACAAUGCAUAGUUGGGUCUGUUUUGGAGAGCAAACUUGUAUAGGCUAGAGUAGAGAUGACAUUACCACCGAUAGUAUAACUGUUUGAUUUUUUCAUUGCAUUGUUUUUCAACCUUAUUUAACUGUUAAGGCCAGUCUUGUGUGUGAAAGGGAGAUGUAUUUUUCUGCUUAUGGAGCAACGGUACAUUAAUGAAGGGAUUCUGAUGAAGAUGCAUCAAUCGUCUGGGAGAUGGAUGGGGAUCAAUCAGCAGGGCUUUGCUGCCAGAGUAAAUAAUCAAGAGUUUACUUUAUGGCUUAACUUGUAAUCCAGUUCAAUGUUCUGGUGCUCUUUACCUAUAAAGUUGUUCAUGUCUUUAACCUCUUUAAUUUAUUGUUUGUUGAGGGUCUGUGUGGAGAUGAUGUGAUGACAAACUAAGCAGUGUUUCCUUCAUGUUUCUUGUCGAUUUCUGAUGAAGUGAAACAGAGACGAGACAUUUUACCCGCCAUAUAAAAGGCGGUUAAGAUCUGAGGUCUUUGCUCACAGCUGGAUGCCGAAUGACGUGAACCACUGUAUUAUUAGGAUGUUUCAAUGAAAACUGGAAUAUUUCAUUGUGUGUGUGUUAUUUGCCUAGCUGGUGUAUAAAUAACACCCUAACCAAACCUUCAUCUCACCUCGGCUGAAGUUCUCAAGCAUCCAAACUUUUGUAAAAUGUUUAAUGAUCUUGUGAUCUGUUGUCAUGCCUUGUGUUACUGCAUUGUUCAGCAAAUAAAAUAACGUUUUUCUCGCA
This is a messenger RNA of Gadus macrocephalus (Pacific cod), 6487 nucleotides long. RefSeq names its product FERM, RhoGEF and pleckstrin domain protein 2 (gene farp2). The record is from RefSeq and is a predicted model, not a curated record. Gene Ontology annotation, cellular component: cytoskeleton. Gene Ontology annotation, molecular function: cytoskeletal protein binding; guanyl-nucleotide exchange factor activity. NCBI's taxonomy places the organism in Eukaryota, Metazoa, Chordata, Actinopteri, Gadiformes, Gadidae.